Molecule: messenger RNA, 1404 nt
Organism: Marasmius oreades (fairy-ring Marasmius)
Lineage: Eukaryota; Fungi; Basidiomycota; Agaricomycetes; Agaricales; Marasmiaceae
Exons: 1
Coding region: 1-1404 (467 amino acids)
Source: RefSeq, a predicted model, not a curated record
AUGUCCAUCCGAACCGUCCAGACAAAGCUUAGAGCUUCCCCAUCCUUCAAUGUGCUCACCGCCAUCGACACCAACUCUCCGCCUGGUCUAGCGUAUAAAGCUCAGGAUAUCGAGCUCUAUCUGGAAAAACCUUCCCAGCCGUCUUAUCAUCAUCAUCAUUCGUCUGCAUUGUCCCCGCAUCCUGGGUCGUUCAACCGUCGCAGCGCUACCUCCGGUACAAGCACUCUCAGUCCCUUCGCUUCUCCCUACAAGCCCCGCUCGGCACCUCGCACCACCAGUCAGAUCCAGUUCCAGAAUCAGACGCAGCGUGCGGGUGCCCGGGCUGGUCGAGGUCUUCCUGCACUUGGCUCGGGUCAAACCCAGGAGCAGGGGCACGGGCUUGGGCUCGAUAGCGAACUCCUCGGAGCCAACUAUCCGCAGUGGAGUUCGGGUUCACCAUCGACCUUGGGAGGAGGGGGGCUGAGUAACAGUGGCAGCUUUUCGAUGGAUCCGAUAUUCAACGGUGUACCCUCCUACUCUGUUACACCCCGUUUUGACCCAUUCGGAGAUUACCCCGGACCCGAGAAAACCUCAACAUUGUCGAUACCCCGAACUUCCACCUCCACCUCAUCUCCCCACCUCACGUCGUCUCCUGCCAACUCACCCUUUGGUGCUGGCACAGGUAACGGGCCGGCGUAUACCCAUUAUUAUUAUUACGACAAGGCGACGAACAGUCCAAUGCUUGCCUACAGUUCAGGCUCAAGCUCACGUCAAAGCAUCAACAACAACAAUAACCGCAACCGAAUCCAUCUUAAUCAUCCUCGUAAUUCGUGGAAUCAUAAAGUUAGAGGGAACAAUAAUAAUUACAAUUACAAUAACCGACGUCUUAAUCUUCCAACCUCCAACACAUUCUCUUCUUCUCCAUCUCGUUCUCCUUCGCCUCCGUCGCCCCAACAAGUAACGUUAUCGUUUACGUCCGUUCCUAACAGUACUUCUUCUACUCCCACUCCUUCGCGUUCACCUUCUCCACCAUCUCCGACGUUCCUUCCUCAUAUUCCUGCUCCUACUUCUGCGAGUCCGCUUGUAAAGGCUGAUAUGUCGCUGGACCCGGCUCCAAUUCGGACGAGGAAGAGGUCAAAUGCGUUUAGGGAGGCACCUAAAUAUGCACAUGACCAUGCGCAACCUACUGCCCCUCUUCCUCUUUCGUCUCCUACACUUCCUGCGAUCAAACCCAAAGAGAUCGAAAAGAAAGCUGAUAGUUCUAUGGUGUCGAAACUGGUCGCUGCGAUGCUAUUGAACCGGGUCGAUGCAACGGGUCGAUCACGAUCGCGGUGUGGUGGGAGUGCGAUGAAGCGCGAUGGGAUUGGAGGAGUGUAUGUGAAGAGUGGGUUGUCGAGGGUUGUUUUUGUUGAGUCGGUGGUUUAA